This is a messenger RNA of Talaromyces atroroseus, 1998 nucleotides long. RefSeq lists its product as hypothetical. NCBI's taxonomy places the organism in Eukaryota, Fungi, Ascomycota, Eurotiomycetes, Eurotiales, Trichocomaceae. Gene Ontology annotation, cellular component: nucleus. The transcript has 6 exons. Gene Ontology annotation, biological process: mitotic DNA damage checkpoint signaling; protein phosphorylation. The record is from RefSeq and is a predicted model, not a curated record. Gene Ontology annotation, molecular function: protein serine/threonine kinase activity; ATP binding; protein binding. The coding region runs from base 1 to 1998 and encodes 665 amino acids.
AUGGCACCUCGCAAUGAGCGAAGCUCUUUGAAGCGUCGUCGGGGUAGCUUAGAGGAUCCCCAAGAAGAGCUUAAAAAGUCCCAAAAACCGCGACGGUCAGAACGCCUAGCUUCUCAAACCGGAGAUGAUAUAGCUGCAACAACCCCCAUCAAGAAUACAUACCUUCCGACUCCAUUGACACAUCAUGACUCUACGGUCACCGAUAUCCAGAAAGCCGUUACAGUCACCCCAGAAUCGCGCCGUACUCCCAGUUCUGAUGACCACUUGGCGGCCUUGUCGUCUCCGCCCGGUGACACUCAGGCCUUCUCUCAAUUCGUUUACCCCCCGCGCGCAUUCGCCGACGACGUUGAAGACGAAGCUGCGGAGGGAGUUUGGGGCUAUCUGAUUCCCCUUGACGACAAAGCCGGGCAUGCUCUGGUUUUGAAGAAAAGGAAUACCUGUGAAGACGAUUCAUGUGGCCAGGCAGAAAGGGAAGAAAAGACAAGCUCGCCCAGCAGAAGCUCGAAGAAACAAUUGAAAUCUUCCAGGAAUCCGGACCCUGUCAAGUCGCCGAACCCUUCCCCUAAGGGCUAUAUCAUUGGACGUCACCCUGAAUGUGACCUGGUCCUAAAUAUCCCAACCAUAUCGAAUCGCCACUGCUUGAUUUUUAACGAAACUAGGAACGGAGAUGUUGUUGCUAUUCUCGAGGAUCUCUCCAGCAACGGAACCUUCGUUAAUGAGGCUAUACUAGGGCGCAAUAAACACAGAGAGCUUGAGGAUGGCGACGAAAUCACUAUUAUUGAUGAGGCUCGGUUCGUAUUUCGGUAUCCUCGGACAAGGGACGCAAGUGGCUUCCGACAACAGUAUAGGAUCCUGCAACAACUCGGAAAGGGGCAUUUUGCAACAGUCUACCUCUGUGUGGAGCGAGCUACCGGUAAAAAGUACGCUGUAAAGGUGUUUGAGAGGCGACAGAGUGAAUCUCAAAAGUCUCAAGCAGAAGCCCUCCAGCAAGAAAUUGCUCUCUUAAUGAGCGUCAACCACCCCAAUGUUUUAUGUCUCAAAGAUACAUUCGAUGAGCGCGACGGCGCUUAUUUGGUCCUCGAGCUCGCUCCGGAGGGAGAAUUAUUCAACUAUAUUGUCAGAAAACAAAAGCUCUCUGAGAACCAAACUCGCAAACUGUUCCUUCAAUUAUUCCAGGGCUUGAAGUAUCUGCAUGAUCGUGGCAUUGUGCAUCGUGAUAUCAAGCCCGAAAACAUUCUCCUCGUAGAUAAGAAUCUCCACGCGAAAUUGGCCGACUUUGGCCUCGCCAAAAUAAUUGGGGAGGAUUCAUUUACUACAACAUUAUGUGGAACGCCGAGUUACGUUGCACCCGAGAUAUUAGAGGAAUCCCGACAUCGAAGAUACACCAAGGCAGUUGAUAUCUGGUCUUUGGGUGUUGUUCUUUAUAUAUGCCUUUGUGGAUUUCCACCCUUCUCCGAUGAACUUUACACCCCGGAAAACCCGUACAACCUGGCCCAACAAAUUAAGAUGGGUCGGUUCGAUUAUCCAUCGCCCUACUGGGAUUCGGUUGGCGACGUGGCUCUUGACUUGAUUGACCGAAUGCUCACUGUGAACGUUGAUAAACGAAUUACAGUGGAUGAAUGUCUCGAACACCCUUGGAUGACUCAAAAUUUUCCAAGCGUUACUGACAGCACAGACGGCUUGACUGGGGCCAUGGAUCAACUGGAUUUCUCAAGGCGUAAGCCCGGACGCGAACGGACAUUGCUCAGUUCAAUCAAUGAUGUGGAAGUGCACAAGGUUAUCCAAGACGACAACGAGGGGGAGGAGGUCAAGGUAUUCCGCAAGAACUCUACGACAAAGCAUGCUCCAAAGCAUACGAAUCAACGUCAUGAACCUUGGCCAGCUGCGAAUCGUCCUACAGCGGAAUUCGUCAAUAUGGGCGGUCGCGGGGAUCCCGUCUUAUACGAGGAGGAUGAUACCGGUAGUCGCUAUCCAGCCAAAGGCCAUCGCAAAAAUUAG